CCAGAAGAUCUGAUCUGGUGCCAUGAGAAUCUUGUUGCUUCUGCCCCUCCUCGCCGCCUCGCUCUCUCUCGCAGAGGGAGUGAUGGUGUGCUACUUCGGCUCGUGGGCCGUGUACCGCCAGGGCCUCGGCAAGUUCGACGUGGAGGACAUCGACCCCAAGAUCUGUACCCACGCCAUCUUCGGCUUCGCGGGCCUCUCCUCCGACUCCUCCAUCAGGGUCCUGGACCCCUGGAACGAGCUGUGCGACAACUACGGCAAGUGCGCCUACGACAGGUUCACGGCCCUCAAGCAGCAGAAUGCCAACAUGAAGGCUAUCUUGGCCGUCGGAGGCUGGAACGAGGGCUCGGCCAAGUACUCCACGAUGGCAGCUGACCCAGUCAGGAGGAACAGAUUCAUCACCACCUCAAUCGAUCUCCUGAAGAAGCAUGGCUUCGACGGCCUCGACAUGGACUGGGAGUACCCAACGCAGCGUGGAGGCAACCCUGAGGACUAUGACAAUUUCGUCAUCCUGUUAGCUGAACUGAAGGAAGCCCUGAGUGCGGAAGGCAUGGUCCUGACAGCCGCCGUGUCCGCUGGGAAGGGCACCAUCGACCCUGCUUACAACAUUCCAGAAAUGUCCAAGUCCCUCGACCUGAUCAACGUGAUGGCCUACGACAUGCACGGCGCCUGGGACGACUACACUCACCACCAGUCUGGUCUCUACGCUCAUCCCCUCGACGAGGGGGAUAAUCUCUACUUUAAUGUGGACUUCGCAAUCAGAUACUGGAUCGAGAAGGGAGCUCGCCCCGACCAGAUCGCCCUGGGUAUCCCGCUGUACGGCCGCUGCUGGACCCUCGCCAGUCAGCAGGAAACUGGGUAUUACGCCCCCGCGCACCAGCCCGGCGCCGCUGGGGACUGGACGAGGAGCCCUGGCAUGCUUGGCUACAAUGAGAUUUGUUACAUGCAAUCGACCCAGGAAUGGACCGUGGUGAAUGACCCUGCCAUGAACGAGCCCUACACUUACUACUUCCCCAUGAACAACAUCUGGUGCUCAUACGACCAUGAGGCCUCGGUUGUCAUUAAGACCAAUUACGCUAAGGCCAUGGGUCUGGCUGGUACAAUGGUCUGGAGCGUAGAGACUGACGACUUCCACGGGCUGUGCCACAGUCGCAAGUACAACCUCAUAAAGACCAUGGUCGAGGUGUUCGGCGGCGGCUCCAUCACCGAGCCCCCCACACUCCCUCCUCCGUCCACGACCACGCGGGACCCUAGCCUGCCAACGCUGCCCCCUUCCACCACCACCACAUACAAGCCACCUCCACCAGGAGAGCACUGCAGCCAACCAGGCCUGAACCCAGACCCUCUUGACUGUACCCACUACUAUCUGUGCUCUAUUAGCGUUACUGGCGGUUACGAUGAGACGGAGCAACUGUGUCCUGAGGGGACGCUCUAUAACCCCCAGAGCUACAUCUGUGACUGGAAGGACGCUGUCUGCCACCUGGACGGCAUCUGCCCCAAUGACUGCUAGGGCAACAGUACAUGUAUGCUUUGAAUAAAGUGCAUUCAAAGCAAAA
This is a messenger RNA of Penaeus chinensis, 1553 nucleotides long. RefSeq names its product probable chitinase 10. The record is from RefSeq and is a predicted model, not a curated record. Gene Ontology annotation, biological process: chitin catabolic process; carbohydrate metabolic process. The coding region runs from base 23 to 1507 and encodes 494 amino acids. Gene Ontology annotation, cellular component: extracellular region. NCBI's taxonomy places the organism in Eukaryota, Metazoa, Arthropoda, Malacostraca, Decapoda, Penaeidae. The transcript has 10 exons. Gene Ontology annotation, molecular function: chitinase activity; chitin binding.